Molecule: messenger RNA, 1584 nt
Organism: Microstroma glucosiphilum
Lineage: Eukaryota; Fungi; Basidiomycota; Exobasidiomycetes; Microstromatales; Microstromataceae
Product: DEAD-domain-containing protein
Exons: 2
Molecular function (GO): RNA helicase activity; ATP binding; nucleic acid binding
Source: RefSeq, a predicted model, not a curated record
ACCUUCUUGACCAUACCAACAGUCGAACAUCAUCCCUCUUCCUCAAGCUGAACCAUGGCGCCGACAGCGACUGGGUCUUCAUCUCAGGCCUCGUCGUCAAAGGCUUCGACGUCAAAGAUGGGCGCAGCCUCUCCCUCGUCCGCGCCGUCAGCGGCAGCUCCUCCAGUCCACCGCAACUUUGCCUCUCUCCACCUGUCUCCAGCACUCCUACGUGCCCUCUCCCAUCUGGCCCUCACUGUACCAACGCCCAUCCAGUCCCUCACCAUACCCACCAUCCUCUCUGGCUCGGAUCUCAUUGGUGGCUCUCCCACAGGAACUGGAAAGACGCUCUGCUUUGCCCUUCCCAUCCUCCAUUCCCUCGUGCAAGACCCAGUAGGGGGCCACUCCCUCAUCCUCACGCCCACACGAGAGCUGGCUCUACAGCUGUACGAGCAAUUUCUUGCACUGGCUCAAGGAGCCAGAAUGGGAAUCAAGAUCUCCCUUGUGCUAGGAGGAAUGGACAUGAUGAAACAGGCCACCGAGCUCGCACACGGCAGACCGCACAUCGUCGUUGCUACUCCCGGCAGGUUGUGGGACCUCUUGCGGAGUGGUGGUCAGCAGGAGUGGGGGCUCGACAGGUGCAAAUUCCUAGUGCUGGACGAGGCAGAUCGGCUCCUCACGCAAACCUUUGCUGAGGCAUUGAAUUACAUCAUGGGUGUCCUGCCCAGCUCCGAGAAGAGGCAGACACUCCUCUUCUCCGCCACUCUGACAAAGGAGAUUGAGGUUCUGGCCGAGAAGAGGUUAGCGGAGGCCAAGGAGGGCAAGGGCAGGGGAAUCAAGGUGGAGAAGAUUGAAUUUGACGCAAAGACGCCCAAGAAUUUGAGGCAGAGGUACAUCUUCGUGCCUACGCAUGUCCGGGAAGUCUACCUCUACCAUCUCCUCACGCAUCCUCCAAGUGAUCGGAGAUCGCAUAGAGUUGGUGGGAGCAAGAGGAAAGCAUUGAGCGGAGCAGUCGAAAGUCUGAUCGAAGGAGAGCAAGGCGACGAAGAGGACUUUGGUACCCAAGUGGGCGAAGAGGAGGACGAAGACGAGGAAGAGCGUGUGCCCCCCACGAUCAUCUUCGUCUCGCGCUGUCAAUCCGCCGAGCUCCUCACCCGUACCCUCCGCGAACUCUCCCUACCAGCCAUUUCUCUCCACUCCCACCUCUCACAACCCACACGCUUGGCCAAUUUGCAAAAGUUCCGGAGAGAUCCAGCAAGACAUAUCCUCGUCGCUACAGACGUAGCCUCGCGAGGUCUGGACAUUCCACAAGUGGAAAUGGUCAUCAACUUCGACUUGCCUUUAGCCUGGGAGGACUACCUACACCGUGUCGGCCGUACAGCCCGAGCGGGAAAAGUGGGUUGGGCUCUCAGCUUUGUCGGCGAGAGGGACGUGACUGUUCUUCAGGGAACCGAGGCCAAGAUUGGACUGCAGUUGAGGGAACUCGAAUUUCCUGAGGAGAGGGUACUCCGGAUGCUUGGAAGUGUAGGGAGCGCAAAGAGGGUGGCUAGUAUGGAGAUGGCGGAUGGUGGAUUUGGAGAAAAGGAGAGGAGGAACAAGGAGAAG